AUGGAGACCGAAAAGCCAAGAAAUGAGAGCUUCUCGCUCGCGGGUACCUUUCCUCACAAAGUGAGAUGGGGUGCAAAGAAGCCUAAGCAGAGUCAACAGCCGCAAAAUUUACCCGCUCCGGAGAAGGGCGAGGCCGAAGCUGCACCACAGGUUCCCGCAGCUGAGCAACAAGGACGUGAGUCGGCUGAGCACAAGCGGAAUCCGAAAAAAGGAAAACGAGAUCCUCGCGAUCCGAGACCAGAUGCUUUCGAUCCCGAAACGAGUACCCUGGAGAAGAUCAAAGAACAACCAACCGACGAAGACGACGACGAUCCCCAGUCCAUUGAAAAGUCUGAAUCCUACCAACCCUGGAUCCAAGAACGCACCGUCUCUCAUUUCGACUCCAAAGGCCAACGCCGCGGCACCCUCGCCAACGAAGCCAUAGCUGCCGACCUCGACCCCAAAGACCGUCCCUUCAACCACUGGGCCCUCGUCCGUCUACACCUUCAACGACCACUCGCAGAAUGGCUCGGCACAACCGUCUUCAUCUUCCUCGCCGUCUCCGUAAACCUCAACAUCAUAACAUCCGAAAACGCGACCGGUGACAUGCAAUCCACCUACUGGACCACAGGCUUCGCCGUCAUGAUCGCCAUCUACAUCGCCGGUGGCGGCUCCGGCGCUUUUCUCAACCCAGCUCUCACCAUAAUGCUCACCAUUUUCCGCGGGUUCCCAGCGCGGCGAGUCCCUGUGUACAUCCUCGUCCAACUCCUUGGCGCUUUCACAGGCGCGAUAUUAGCUUUUGCGAUUUACAGAGACGACAUCAUGCAUCUGGACGGAGCUCUCAUCGCGGAAUCCACGGGUAAAGCUUUUUACACGCAACCGAAAGACUGGAUAUCGAAUUCUACAGCUUUUUUCACAGAAAUGCUGGGAACGGCAGUUUUCGGUUGUGCGAUUAUGGCGUUGGGUGAUAGUCAUAAUUCUCCUCCUGGAGCGGGUAUGCAUGCCUUUAUUAUUGGGCUUUUGUCGACUACUGUAUCAAUGGCGCUCGCGUUCAGCACAGGAGGCUGUUUCAAUCCUGCGCGGGAUUUUGGGCCACGGUUGGCGGCGAUUACAGUCGGAUACUCAACUGACAUUUUCGCUGCGAGGCAACAUUGGUGGCUUUGGGGUCCUUGGGGAGCGACGAUUACAGGGGCGCUGUUGGGAGGUUUGGUGUAUGAUUUGUGUGUUUUUAAGGGUGGAGAGAGUCCCGUGAAUUAUAGUUUUGGGAGGUGGCAGAUUGAGACGCUGAAGCAGGAGGCUGGGUUGGCGCAUGCUUUGGGCUUGCAUGGGAAGACGAGGGAUAUUGAGAGGAAGUUGGAGAGUGGGGAGAUUUCUGAUGAGCCGAAGCUGUGA
This is a messenger RNA of Cercospora beticola, 1371 nucleotides long. Its product is annotated as MIP/aquaporin family protein. Gene Ontology annotation, biological process: glycerol transmembrane transport; water transport. NCBI's taxonomy places the organism in Eukaryota, Fungi, Ascomycota, Dothideomycetes, Mycosphaerellales, Mycosphaerellaceae. Gene Ontology annotation, molecular function: water channel activity; glycerol channel activity. Gene Ontology annotation, cellular component: plasma membrane. The record is from RefSeq and is a predicted model, not a curated record.